AUGGAUUUUUUAUCUUCGGAUGACUCCUACGAGGAAGUUUCGAUUUUUGAAAAUCAUAUGGGGAAAGUUAUUGCAAAGUACAACUUUCGUCAGAACCGGCAGGGUUUCACUAAGGAGAUUUAUGCAGUACCCAAUACCUUCGUAAUGCUAUUGAAAUCAGCUCUUCUCCCAGAGGGUUAUCCAGGUUCCGUCAGUAAAGAUUACCUUGAAUAUCAGAUUUGGGAUACAAUACAGGCAAUUGCAAGCAGCAUCACAGGAACGCUAGCCGGUCAGGCGGUGCUAAUUGGCGUCGGUGUUGGCAACGCUAGUGCGAGUGUCCUUGCCGCAACACUGACCUGGAUGUUCAAAGAUGGAGCGGGCAUGGUCGGCCGAAUUCUCUUCGCGGCCUGGGGCGGAAUCUUCGCCGACGUGCUGAACGAUCUAUCACUCCUUCUGGAACUCCUGUCGGUCCGAAUAUACUACCUAUUCACUCCGGUUGUGUGCUUCGCAAGUGUAAUGCGGGCAUUGGUUGGUAUGGUUGGUGGCGCUACACGGGCGGCAAUCACACAGCAUCAGGCAUUGGCUAACAACAUGGCCGACGUAGCAGCUAAAGACGGAAGCCAGGAAACGCUCUCCAACUUGGUGGCCCUCGCAGUCAAUUUCCUUCUUAUCACCAUAGUUACAGGAAAACCCGUACUAAUUUGGCUGGUCUUCGCUCUCCUGACGCCGCUCCACCUCUACGCCAACUGGCGAGCCGUGCGUUGUCUGCAAUUCGACACCCUGAAUCGCGCCCGUUUUCGCAUCCUCAUUGAGGAUUGGUUGAGGAAACACGACGAGAUGUCCGACCGACUGCCGCCUCUCCUCUCAGUGCGUGAGGUGAACCACCGUGAACCCAUCGUCUAUCCGUCUUGGGGAGAUUCUCGCGGCCGCACCAUCCACCUUGGGUGUUCGUUUGAAACCUUGACGCAAAUGAAGGACUGCAAACUUCAACCUCUGAUGGGCGUGUACGCGAAGGAAAAGUACAUACUCUACAGUCCCGAAUGGAAGUAUUCAGGCUACAGGGAGUAUCACCUGCCGAUCUAUAUUUGCCUUCACACCGACGCAGACACAAUGGACAUCUUCAAGGCCCUGUUCCACGCUGAAAUCGUCUGUGCUCUCUGCUACGAAGGCGCCGACUGUGAAAGCUUCAAGCAAUUCUGGGUUGGGGAUGAUGGUAUUGCAUUUUUCGCGUGGACUCUGGGUCGGGCGACCUUCUGGAUGACUCGGAUCUUGAAGUCCUUCAGCGAGCACAAUUCAAGGCGCGGGGAAGCCCAGUGGAGUCUCUCGUCGCUGCAAGUCGAUGCGAAACCUUGGCGGAUUCACCGAAAUCUCUACCGUGUCGCGGCACCCGAAGAAGUGUCAACAUCGAAGAAAUGUGCUUGA
Messenger RNA from Mesocestoides corti, 1401 nucleotides. The record is from the annotation of a GenBank genome assembly. Lineage: Eukaryota; Metazoa; Platyhelminthes; Cestoda; Cyclophyllidea; Mesocestoididae.